This is a messenger RNA of Eupeodes corollae, 2715 nucleotides long. RefSeq names its product actin-5C. Gene Ontology annotation, biological process: mitotic cytokinesis. The transcript has 3 exons. NCBI's taxonomy places the organism in Eukaryota, Metazoa, Arthropoda, Insecta, Diptera, Syrphidae. The coding region runs from base 225 to 1355 and encodes 376 amino acids. The record is from RefSeq and is a predicted model, not a curated record.
UCACUUGUCAUUUAAUUGUCGAAGUGGUUGCGUCGCACUUUCGAGCUCUGUGAAUACAUAUAGAAUCCUACUUUGCUGCUCUCCUUCUGCAAGAUUUGCUUUUUUCAAAUUUGUAAUAAAUUUUGUGAAUUCAAGUUUUUGAUUUUAAAGUCAGAAAUUUAAGAAAAUAAAUUUUCAUUGAAAUUUUGUGCGUUUUAUAAAACAAAAAAAGAAAAGAAAUCAACAUGUGCGACGAAGAAGUAGCUGCAUUGGUUGUCGACAAUGGAUCCGGUAUGUGCAAAGCCGGUUUCGCUGGAGAUGAUGCUCCACGAGCUGUAUUCCCAUCCAUUGUCGGUCGUCCAAGACAUCAAGGUGUCAUGGUCGGUAUGGGACAAAAAGACUCAUAUGUUGGAGACGAGGCACAAAGCAAGAGAGGUAUCCUUACUUUGAAAUACCCAAUUGAGCACGGUAUUGUCACAAACUGGGAUGAUAUGGAGAAAAUCUGGCAUCACACCUUCUACAAUGAAUUGCGUGUCGCACCCGAGGAACACCCUGUCCUCUUGACUGAAGCUCCACUAAAUCCAAAGGCCAACCGAGAGAAGAUGACUCAAAUUAUGUUUGAGACAUUCAACACUCCCGCUAUGUAUGUUGCCAUCCAGGCUGUACUUUCACUGUAUGCCUCUGGUCGUACCACUGGUAUUGUGUUAGAUUCUGGUGAUGGUGUUUCACACACUGUGCCAAUCUAUGAAGGUUAUGCUUUGCCUCAUGCCAUUCUUCGUUUGGAUUUGGCUGGUCGUGAUUUGACAGAUUACUUGAUGAAAAUCUUGACUGAACGUGGUUACUCAUUUACCACAACAGCUGAACGUGAAAUUGUCCGUGACAUCAAGGAGAAGCUCUGCUAUGUUGCUCUAGAUUUUGAGCAAGAAAUGGCAACAGCCGCAUCAUCUAGCUCAUUGGAAAAGAGCUACGAAUUGCCCGAUGGUCAAGUUAUUACUAUUGGUAAUGAACGUUUCCGUUGUCCUGAAGCCCUAUUCCAGCCCUCAUUCUUGGGUAUGGAAGCAUGUGGUAUCCAUGAAACCACAUACAAUUCCAUCAUGAAGUGCGAUGUCGAUAUCCGUAAGGACUUGUACGCAAACACAGUAUUGUCAGGUGGUACCACCAUGUACCCAGGUAUUGCUGACCGUAUGCAAAAGGAAAUCACCGCAUUGGCUCCAUCCACAAUGAAAAUCAAGAUCAUUGCACCACCAGAGAGGAAAUACUCCGUAUGGAUCGGUGGAUCUAUCUUGGCAUCACUCUCCACUUUCCAACAGAUGUGGAUCUCGAAACAGGAAUACGACGAGUCUGGCCCAUCAAUUGUCCACAGGAAGUGCUUCUAAGCGUAGUAGUUCUCGCAAAACCGUAUUAUGUAUUGCUAAUUUUUAUUUUUUAAUUAUUAUUAUUAUAUAAUUAUAUAUGAAAAACAAGAAAGCGAGAGAGAAGCGGGAGAGAGAAAUAACAAUAGAUAACAUCUUGUGUUGUUAAUAUCUCUCCCCCAAGUAUCAACAACAGCCAGCAAUGCGGCAAACAACAUCUCCAUAACCGCGAACCGCUAAAUUUAUAAACAAAAUUAAAAAGAAAAAGAGAAAUGAAGAGAAAUUUUGCAUAAACAAAGAAAAAAACAUGUUCUUUUUUUUAUUAAACUAGAAAUACAAAGGCAUUUCCUCUUCUUAAUUAUUAAAUAUAAAACAAAAACAAAAAAACUACCAUUCACACUAUAAAAAAAAAACAAACACCAUACGCGACACAAAAUACAUUCUUUUUCAUUAUUUAUAGUCUUAUUAUAAUAUAAUAAUUAUUUACAUUUAUUAUGAAGAUGAUUUGCAUUCCUUUUUAUGUAUUGUAUGUACAAUUGUUUUUCAUUUCUUUUAUUUUUGUUUUUCAACAAACCUAAAAAAUACUUAAAAACCCAUAAAUGAAAAGACUUACACGUUCAGAAUGAAAACAAAAAAGACAUUUUUUGAUGAGAAAAUUGUAAUAAAAAAACAGAAAAGAAAACACUAUUUGAUUUAUUAUUUCUUUCCUUAUCAAACAUAUAACAUUUAAACAACAAAGAUGGUUGAUCAGGUGCAAUCCAUAUCCGCUUCUAUGGUGCCCAAUUCCGCAAGCGUAAAUGAAUUGUUUCAUGAAGCGCAAACUUUCUACUUGUCUUCAAAAAUAUCGGUGAAUAAAUUUACACAUCUUGAGAAAAAAGUGCAUAAAUGCAUCUCAAAAUUGUGGAACACUAGUGUUUAUCACGGACUCUUGUGUAGGUAGAGAAAUCGCACGCUUGCGGAAUUUGGCUUCUGGAUUCUUAUUCAUAUUUAAACUUUUAUUUAUUAAUUGAUGAAAUGUGGAGUGAAUUAAAUUAACUCACAUGCACAUCACAGAAGUGUGAUUUCUUUAUUUGAUUGUUUUCUUUUCUUGUCUUUUUAUUUUAUUUUGAGUUGUGUUAGCAUAGCAUAGUUAGAGAUUAAUGGUGUUUCUUAAUAUUCAAAGUGUAUUUUGUUUUAAAGAGAAAGGAAAUGCUAAAUUUGAUCUACAUACAUAUUUGAUAGGAAAAAGAAAUAGAAAGCUAACUGCAUAAUACAAUACGGAAACAAAAUUGAAAAGUUAAGAUUAGAACACUUGUCUAACUUGGAGGUUCGCUAUUUGUUUCCUUACAUUUUUUACCACUAAAAAAACUAAAGAAAUAAAAAAUACGAAAAUCUAUAAAAGUCA